Sphaerodactylus townsendi is the source of this 1134-nucleotide messenger RNA. RefSeq names its product E3 ubiquitin-protein ligase TRIM39-like. Gene Ontology annotation, molecular function: zinc ion binding; protein binding. The coding region runs from base 1 to 1134 and encodes 377 amino acids. The transcript has 6 exons. Lineage: Eukaryota; Metazoa; Chordata; Lepidosauria; Squamata; Sphaerodactylidae. The record is from RefSeq and is a predicted model, not a curated record.
AUGAUGGCUGGAAAAGAGAGAGUUUGUCAGAUGCACCAGCAACCACUGAAGCUCUUCUGCAAGGAAGACGAAGCCCUCAUCUGUCUGGACUGUGACCGAUCCAAGGAGCACAGAGAUCACGAGACCCUUCCUCUUGAGACAGCUUCCCAAGAGUACAAGGAUCAGUUCUGCAACCAUCUAAAGAUUCUGAAGGAGGAAAGAGAAAGAAUUGUGGGGUGUAAAGCAGACCUAAUGGAGGAAAGCCAAGAUCUGCUCGUAGGCGCCAGGGCUGAAGAAGCCCUGGCCCUGGUUGAGACCAAUCUGACACUAGCAGGACUGGGGACCACCAGAAGCUCCACCCCUGACCCUGGGGCAGGCAUGGCUGGUUUUAACAAGGCCACGCCCUAUCACGUGGCUGCCCGUGCCUCAUCUGCAUGCGUCAUCGUCAGUAUACCAAGGAACUGGGCGAAGGCAGGGACGGAGAGGACGCUGGGAAGCAAUCCUGUCAAUGGCCUUGGAAAAUCUAAUAUUCCAGUCAUUGACCAUGUCAUCCAGGGAGCUUAUAGCCUUUGGAUCCCACAGAGCAUUCUGGAAACCCACUGGAUCCAUGAGACUCCGCAGGCGAGCAAAAAUGUGAAUGCUGAUGUGACUCUGGAUCCAGACACGGCCCAUCCCCGACUCAUCCUGUCUGCGGAUGGGAAAAGUGUGAGACAAGGAGAAGAAGCUCAAGCUGUGCCCAACAAUCCUGAGAGAUUCAACAGUUAUUAUGCCGUGUUGGGUCGUGAGGGGUUCACAGGAGGCCGCCAUUUCUGGGAAGUCCUUGUGGGAAGUGAGGGAGGAUGGUGGGUGGGGGUGGCCAGGAAGUCUGUGAAGAGGAAGGGUUGGUUAAACUUUAGUCCUGAGGAAGGGAUCUGGGCUUUGGAGAAGUAUGAGGGAAAUUACCUUGCUGCCAAAGAAGGCUUUAACCUUCCACUGACCCUAAGCGGGGAGCCCAAGAGGAUCCGAGUCUGUCUGAACUACGAUGGGGGACAAGUGGCCUUUUUUGACGCUGACCGAGCAGCCCUCAUGUACAAGUACUCUGGAGCCUCCUUCUCUGGAGAGACCCUCCUGCCCUACUUUUAUGUGUAUAAAAAAGGCCACCUCAGACUCUGUUAA